Messenger RNA from Salvia miltiorrhiza (redroot sage), 579 nucleotides. RefSeq lists its product as uncharacterized. The coding region runs from base 1 to 579 and encodes 192 amino acids. The record is from RefSeq and is a predicted model, not a curated record. The transcript has 2 exons. Lineage: Eukaryota; Viridiplantae; Streptophyta; Magnoliopsida; Lamiales; Lamiaceae.
AUGCGAAGAGACUUAUUUGUCAAGAUCGUUGAUGCGAUGAGCAACUACUCACCCUUUUUCACAUUGAGGAGUAUGAUUACCAUUUAUGGUGAUCGAUAUUUGAGGACUCCAAAUGCAGCAGAUACUGAACGCUUGCUACAGAUGCAUGAAGAAAUACAUGGCUUCCCGGGAAUGCUGGGAAGCCUUGAUUGCAUGCAUUGGGAGUGGAGGAAUUGUCCAGUCGCAUACAAAGGAUACUACACACGAGGCGAUCACGGAGUUCCUACAAUAGUUCUUGAAGCGGUGGCAUCAGCAGAUUUGUGGAUAUGGCAUGCUUUCUUUGGCGUCGCCGGAGCAAGCAAUGAUAUCAAUGUUCUUCAUGGAUCUCCAUUAUUUAAUCAAUUCCUUCAUGGAAAUACGCCACCAGUUCAAUUCACGGUGAAUGGUCGGACGUAUAACAAAGGAUACUAUCUGACAGAUGGAAUUUAUCCGACAUGGGCUUCAUUCGUCAAGAGUUAUCCAGCACCAGGAGAUCCGAUGAGACAAAAAUUUGCGCAGAGACAAGAGGCUGCAAGAAAAGACAUCGAACACGUGUUUUGA